CGUGACCGGCGUCUUUCGCGUGUCAAAGAGCAGCGUACACUUAAAGUGGAGCAGACGUCGAGCCUGGUUAUAUACAGUUAUCAGUUUAGGGCAAGUACCUUUGCAGGGAUAAUACAGUGGGAGCAGGAUCCGAACCUGGGACUUUCUGACUAGGAGAUAGCCCUAACUGGCACGCCACCUACCGGUAAGACAUAAAAGCCUCGUCCAUUACAACAUAGUAAACUGCCUAUGGAGAAAAGCAUCAGGCAAAUAAGUAAUAACAGGCUCUGCACCCGUCCAAUGGAUAAGCGAUUAGUGAAAAUGGAAGGUAAAUGGAAUAAUCAAUAUGAGCUUCUUUGCCAACACAAAUGAUGUUACUUACAAAUGUCUUGCUGUACCUAUUUUAGUGGCCUCAGGGAUACUGAAGCUCACUCACUCAUAGUUGAUAACCUCUUUUCCAGUGCAGGGUUGGCGUGGACCAGAGCUAAUCCUGGAAGCAUAGGGUGUUAGGUGGGGUGCACCCUAACAGGAUACCAGUCCGUCGCAGGUUGCUCAAAGUGCAUAUGGUUAAUUUUGUGUUAUUUGGGUGAUAUUAACAAAGUAAAUCAUAUAGGCAUGUUUUAGUAACAAAACUAGGUAGCAGGUUUGUUUGCAGUGGAAACUUGUGACGCAGGCACCUUUUGUUUCCAGGAGGGCAUCAUGGAUCAGAGGGACUACUCGCCACUCAAACACUUUGUGUUGGCGAAAAAGAAGAUUGUAGCGGUUUUCGAGAAUCUGCUUGAAUAUGUCAAGGAGGGCUCUGAGUUUGUGGAACGAACUUGUGAGAAUGAAGGCUUUCAGCAGAUUGCUUGUAGAAAACAGCAGGAGGAGAUGCAGGUGUUCACCAAGAAGCUGGAAGUCAUCAAAGAAGUCCUGGCCCGUAGGCAUAUGAAGGUGGCCUUUUUUGGCAGGACGAGCAACGGUAAGAGUACUGUGAUAAAUGCCAUGCUGCGGGACCGUGUGCUGCCCAGUGGCAUUGGACACACUACCAACUGCUUCCUGAGUGUGGAGGGUACAGAUGAUGAUAAGGCCUACCUUAUGACUGAGGGCUCUGAGGAGGAGAAGAGUGUCAAGACAGUCAACCAGCUGGCUCAUGCACUGCAUAUGGACAAGAGUUUGGAUGCCGGCUGUCUGGUGAAGGUGUUCUGGCCAAAAACCAAGUGUGCCCUGCUGAGGGAUGACCUGGUUCUCCUAGACAGCCCGGGAACUGAUGUCACAACGCAGCUGGACAGCUGGAUCGAGAAGUUCUGUCUGGAUGCUGAUGUCUUUGUCCUAGUAGCCAACUCCGAGUCCACACUGAUGAACACGGAAAAGCACUUCUUCCACAAAGUGAACAACCGCCUCUCAAAACCAAACAUUUUUAUCCUGAACAACCGGUGGGAUGCAUCAGCUGCAGAGCCAGAGUACAUGGAAGACGUACGCAAGCAGCACACGGACCGCUGUGUCAGUUUCCUGGUGGAGGAGCUCAAAGUGGUGGACCGCGAACAGGCACCCAAUCACAUCUUCUUUGUUUCCGCCAAGGAGGUGCUCAACUCCCGGAUGCAGAGGGCCCAGGGCAUGCCAGAGACAGGUGGUGCUUUAGCAGAGGGAUUCCAGGACAGACUGAAGGAGUUCCAGAGCUUUGAGAGGACUUUUGAGGAGUGUAUCUCGCAGUCAGCAGUGAAAACAAAGUUUGAGCAGCACACGAUCACAGCAAAGCAGAUCACUGAAACAGUCAAAGCCAUCAUGGAUUCCAUCAAUAUAGCUUCUGCCGAAAAGAGAGUCCUUUGCCUAGAGGACAGGGAAUACCAGAUGGAUCGACUUGAAUUUGUGCGUGGUCAGCUUAACCUACUGACUGAAGACAUCAAGAAGAAGAUUAAGGCUGUGACAGAGGAGGUAGAAACUAAGGUGUCAAACGCCAUGGCAGAGGAGAUUUGCCGUGUCUCAGUCCUCAUCGAUGAAUUCCAUUCAGAUUUCCAUCCCUCCCCACACGUAUUAAAAUGCUACAAAACUGAGCUGCUUGCUCAUGUAGAGGAAGGUAUGGGGAAGAACCUGUCCUUUCGCUGUUCUAGUGCAGUCAACGUCUCUGUUCAGGCAUCCCAGAAAGAGAUGAUAGAGAGUCUGCAGCCUCUGCUGCCUUCAGUUGUGCAGAGUGAGCUCCACAUGCUCAUCCCCUGCAGGAAGUUUGACCUCAGCUAUGACCUCAACUGUGCUACCCUCUGCUCUGACUUUCAAGAAAACAUUGAGUUUCAGUUUUCCCUCGGUUGGACCGCCCUGGUCAACCGUUUCCUGGGGCCCGUUAAUGCCAAGCGGGCUCUGAUGUUGGUGGACCAGAACUUUCAGAUUCCUCGGCCGCUAGCGACCACGCCAUUGGCCCAGCCGGCACCCUCGGUCCCCCAGCCCCAGGAUAAGGUGGCCUCCCAAGAGGAGCUGAUGCUGUCGUUGGCUACUGGUCUGGCAUCCCUGACGUCCCGGGCCUCCAUGAGCAUGGUCAUUGUGGGAGGAGUGGUUUGGCGUACCGUAGGAUGGAGACUCAUCGCUCUGUCCAUGAGCUGCUAUGGGUUGCUCUACCUCUACGAGAAGCUGACAUGGACCAACAAGGCGAAAGAGAGAGCUUUUAAGCGGCAGUUUGUGGACUAUGCCACAGAGAAGCUCCAGAUGAUUAUCAGCUUCACAAGUGCUAAUUGCAGCCAUCAAGUCCAGCAGGAAAUGGCCACUACGUUUGCACGCCUGUGUCAGCAGGUGGACCUCACCCAGAAGGAGCUGGAGAGUGAGAUCAGCAGGCUGACUGCUGAGAUCAAACAGCUAGAGGCUGUUCAGGGCCGUUCCAAGACACUCAGACACAAAGCAACUGAGUUGGAGAGACAGCUGCAGAGUUUCACACAGGAGUACCUGCAGCUCCAGCAAUGAGAUGUGGAUGACUGACGCUCACAUGUGGCUUCUGUUUUCUCUCAACUUUUUCAGACGGCCAUUUGAAAAGGUCCUCUGUUUAAGUAUUGAUUGGUGACAAUGGGGAACGUGAAUGCAGCCAUAAAUACUGCAGAAUUUUAUACCCUGUACUAUGUAUUAUGGCAUUUUUGCAUCCAUUUUGAAAUCUGUGCAAUUUAGAAAAUACUCUUCCCCCCCACUUUGUCAAGCCUUUAUAUAAUAAGGCAUGCCAACUUUUUAUCCUGUGAAAAAAGUUGACUAAAGGAAAUCUGAUAGUUUUGACUAAACUACUUUGUAUUUGGUGUUCAUUAGUUUCAGUGGCCUAUCUAGUCUAAAUUUUGUACAAUUGUCAUUUAUACAUUUUUUUUUGAAAGAAUAUGAACUGCAGUUACAUCAUUCUAUUUA
Molecule: messenger RNA, 3330 nt
Organism: Scleropages formosus (Asian bonytongue)
Lineage: Eukaryota; Metazoa; Chordata; Actinopteri; Osteoglossiformes; Osteoglossidae
Product: mitofusin-1-like
Exons: 18
Coding region: 679-2907 (742 amino acids)
Biological process (GO): mitochondrial fusion; mitochondrion localization
Cellular component (GO): mitochondrial outer membrane
Molecular function (GO): GTPase activity; GTP binding
Source: RefSeq, a predicted model, not a curated record